AUGAAUGAUAUGCCAGUGAAUGUCCCUGUGGACAAUCCUAACGCUGACACAGAAUGGAACGACAUACUCCGCAAACACGGCAUCAUUCCGGAAAAGCCACCGGACCCAGAGCCAAUAAUCCAAGAAGCUCUGAUCGAAGCGGCCAAACGCGCCCAUGAGAACCGACUGGAUGACAAGGACCUUGACGAACUCAACGACCUCGAGGACGAAGAGGACGAAUUAUUCCUCGAACAGUAUCGGAAGCAACGACUUGCCGAGCUCUCCACGCUGCAGAAGAAGAGCGUCUACGGCCAGGUAUACCCGCUGCAGAAACCGGACUACUCGAGGGACGUGACCGAGGAGAGUUCCAAAGCGUAUGUGCUGGUGAAUCUGACAUCGCCGCUGGGCACGAAUGUCGAGUCGCGGGUUUUGACCGAAUUGUGGCGUCAGCUCGCGGUCAAGUUCGGCGACAUCAAGUUCUGCGAGAUCCGUGCGGAUCUGUGUAUUGAAGGUUAUCCGGAGCGGAACACACCUACUAUUCUCAUCUACAAAGACGGCCAGAUCAAACGACAGCUUGUCACAUUACAGCAACUGAAUGGUGUGCGUACAAAUCAGCGAGAUAUUGAAAGCGUCCUCCUCGAAAUUGGUGCUGUGGCGGAGAACGAUGUCCGGUUGAAGCACAAAGAGAGCGACGAGGGUCUGAAUGCAAAGAGAGGAAAGGACGAAAGUGACGACGAUGACGACUGGGACUGA
This is a messenger RNA of Exophiala bonariae, 732 nucleotides long. RefSeq lists its product as uncharacterized. NCBI's taxonomy places the organism in Eukaryota, Fungi, Ascomycota, Eurotiomycetes, Chaetothyriales, Herpotrichiellaceae. Gene Ontology annotation, cellular component: cytoplasm. Bases 1 to 732 code for a protein of 243 amino acids. The record is from RefSeq and is a predicted model, not a curated record. The transcript has 2 exons. Gene Ontology annotation, biological process: protein folding.